GGUAGGACAACGGUAUCACAACGGGAACGCCGGUACUACAUCGGUAUUGCUACGGCCAAUUGUGAUUUUUCAAGUGCUUUCUCGACGGAGCUCUGCCGAUUUUCUCGCCGUUGUUAAGUGUGUGCUUCGGUUUAGUCCCAGCGAGGUACAUCGGUAGUGUGUGACAGGCCCUUUAGUUCCAGUAAGUCAUGUCAGUCAUUGUGUGCAGGUACACGCAAGUGGGUGUGUACUUUUAGGGCCCAAUAAUGAAUUAGGUCAGAGUUUAUAACCUCGCCCAGGUAAAGAAAGGAUUUCGUAUCAACACAAGAUGGCCAAAACUACAGCCAACGAUAUUCAGAAACCAAGUUUAACACCCAGAAUCGUCAUUAUAGGAGCUGGGAUUGCGAGUUUGUCUGCAGCGAGAGUUUUACAUCAGAGUGGUUUUCACGAUGUGCAGGUGUUGGAGGCGCUUGACCGUGUCGGAGGGAGGAUUAACACCGUCACGUGUGAGAAGGGCAUCAUAGAUAUGGGAGCUCAGUUCAUACACGGCCACAAGGACAACAUAAUCUACAACAUCGCUCAGGCCAACGACCUCGUACUCCUGCCCUCCGAUGAGUAUUACAGUGUUAGUUCUGACAGUGAGGGGAGGGAGAGACACCCCCCAGGAAAGGAGGACUCUAAGGGCAGACUCUCUGCAUCAUACUCUGAACAGGGACUGUUCUUCACGUCUAAUGGAGACAACAUCAGCAGCAAGCUCGUCCAGGAGUUGAUGAGAGUCUUCGAUAAAAUAUCUGAGAAUGGAGAUCUCUUUUAUGAGAGAUAUGUUGAAAAGAGGAAAAUGUUGGGGAAAAAAGAUGGAAAUAUGUCUCUGGAUGGCGACCCUGGAUCAGAGCAGUCAUAUUUAUCUUACGGAGAAUUCAUAGACAAAUGUUUUAAUGACUACAUGGAAACGUGCAAUGAUUCGCCUUACAUGGAACAGAUUAAGAAAGCAUUUAACAACUAUGUAUUUUAUUUGGAGUGUAUUGACUGUGGUUGUAAAUCGCUGUACAAUCUUUCACUCGAGGGAUGGGGGAAGUAUUCAGUCCUCGAGGGAAGUUACAACACCGAAGUCAAACAAGGAUUCUCCAGUGUUCUCAACAUUUACUUGAAUGACAUACCUUCUGAUAUCAUACAUUUGUCAAAACCGGUUGCUUGUGUACAGUGGAAACACUGUGGUGAUGCUUUAGAAGCAGCCAAUGACAGUUCGCAAAGUAAAAAUCCAACCUCAGAUGCUGUUGAUGUGAAUCCUAACAAAAGUGAAGAAGGUUUUAAUGCCAAUCAAAACACAAAAGCUAGAAAGCCAAAAUUAGAUGGUGGUGAUGCCUGUCCAAACCCAAGAACUGAGGAACAAAACUCUAAAGGUGCUGAUCUCAAUUCAAAUACACUAGGAAGCAAGAAGCUGGCAGAUGGUGAUGCCAAACUGAACCCAAGAUUUGGAAAGCCAAGAGCAGUGAUUCGGUGUGAUGAUGGAACAAGUUACGAGGCUGAUCAUGUCAUAGUGACAUCAUCUCUUGGAUUCCUGAAGUCUAACCAUCUGACCUUCUUCCAGCCCCGUCUCCCAGCAACCAGGCAGUCGGUGAUUGAACACGCAGGCUUCGGAACUGUCAAUAAAGUCUUCUUGGUGUGGAACCAGCCUUUCUGGAGCAAGGAUGAUGGGUUCACUGGCUAUCAGUUUCUGUGGUUGGACAACAUCCCUGUUCACGUUCCUUCAGCUAAGAGUCAGCUCAGAACAUCGGAUCUGUCUCACGGUGAAGAUGUGAUUUCUGCAAGACAUUCCUUUCCGAAAUCCAGCUUCAUUUCUGCAGUUAUCCCAUCUGCGCCUGAUGCUUUUCCAUUCUCCAUAGCUCUAAUGGCAUUCUUCACUUCUGUGAGUGUUGGUGGAUCAAUAUUCAUGUCAAGGUCUUGGUCUGCAUCUGGAAUUUCUGCUAGGCAGUUUGGUUCUGCUCUGUUCAGUAUGCUGUGGAAAGAUUUAGGUUCAACACCGCUUGCUCCCUCGAGAAUUUCAAGAACUGCAAUCUUGAGAGCAGCUAACUUGUUUCUGGACUCUGAAGCAAUGCUCAAGGUUGGAAGAUACCUGUAUUUUCCAUUCACAGACCCUGUGCUGUUAUUUGCUGGUGAGGCUUACAGUUCACGCCACUUCUCAUCCGCCCAUGGUGCUGUGCAGACUGGGGAGGACGCAGCAAGAACCAUACUGAAUAUGUACAACAAAUAGAGGAGAAACACGAUGAACAAUUAUGUAGAAGCCUUAGUGGUGUAGUGGUUAAGCCAUGGAAAUUAAAGCAUGAAAAUAAAGUUAAAAUUAAAUGAAAUUAACCUUUUCCGACUAUGGAACAGGAAAUCCUGUUUAAAAAAAAUCACUGUUCAGACUACAGAACGGGAAAUCCUGUUGUGUGUUUUUAGUUUGUAUUUACCACCAAAUGUAUCACAGGUUGACAUGCGCAAUAGAGGCAGUGCUAACAACAACAUCCUGUAGAAGUUUUACAUGGUUUGCAGUGAGAAUGUGCUCAUUUAUUCGGAACUUUUCAGCCUAUUUGGUAUAACUGUUCUGUUAACUGCAAUGGCGACAUCCAUUUUCGAUAAUACGGCCUUCACACAAAAUGACUGCGAUAGUGAUGUUUAAUCAGAAUGUGAGAGUGAUAAUUCCGAUGGAAUUCCACCAGCUGAAAUACUAUCACGAAUUCAAGAUGACAUACCACUUUCAAGAUUUGCACCUGGUCGGAGAUAUUUUCUAAAUGGGUUUAUUAAUUUACACAUUUUCAUAGAAAUUUGAUAGUUUUAUAACCAGUGAUUUUUUUUAAUAUACCUAUAUAUAUAUAUGUAUAAUAAUGAGCUACAUGUUUGAACCAGUCUUCUACUAUGAAUAAUAAACAAGUUAUCAUCAA
Messenger RNA from Gigantopelta aegis, 2900 nucleotides. RefSeq names its product peroxisomal N(1)-acetyl-spermine/spermidine oxidase-like. Bases 308 to 2230 code for a protein of 640 amino acids. The record is from RefSeq and is a predicted model, not a curated record. Gene Ontology annotation, molecular function: polyamine oxidase activity. NCBI's taxonomy places the organism in Eukaryota, Metazoa, Mollusca, Gastropoda, Neomphalida, Peltospiridae. The transcript is spliced from 7 exons.